CAAAUCGUUGGCACCGCGUCUACUUCCGCAAGGAUAACUGCCGCACAAUCCGUUCAGCCAGAGCGAGAAGAGACAUGGUCCUUGAAGAACCCCGCGACAAGCAUGAACGACGAUGGCCGAGGAUCCCGUACUCCAUGGCUAUCAUGGUUGUUACGCUACUGACGGCCGCGGCGAUCACUGUGCCUCCGGUCAUUCUCCUUGUCACUGGGGGGAGCAGCUCCGUUGCAAAGACUCUCGAGAUCUUGCAAGCCAGGAUAUCAACCGAUGUCUCGAGAAAUGUCCUUGCGCUCACAGGCACAUGCUUUAGGACCAUCGACGACACGGAGGCGGGAACGAUCUUUCUGGAGUUUCUAUAUGCGUUCUCGCAGAACAUCAGCGUCUCGCUAUAUGACUUUGGCAUACCCCUUCAACUGGAGAUGAUGAACACUGCAGAUCGGUACGGGACCACCACUGCGUUAUUCACGAAAGGCGGUGGAAACACGUUAGACGCUUGGUUCGUGAGCGUAAACAACAGCGUAGCGAAAUUAUGCUCAAACUUCAAUGUGACGCAUGUGAACUGCACUGUGGGAAACAUGAGCAGAAUCGGAGACGAUCUAUUGAAUCAAACGAUCAAGUACGAUGUGUUUGAUGUCAUACUGAGGCCGAAAUCGGAAGAGACUUCAGUAAAGUCUCCAACACCGCUUGAACGAUGGAUUCCAACAAUCUGGUUCUUUCUCGGCGGCAGAUUGUUCGCCAGCACGGCAUGCGGAAAGUCGCUCUGGCUCCGCGACGCGCCUACACACCCACCUUACAAUGACGAUUUCUCUGUCCAAUUCACGGCAGUGUUCAAUGCGGAGGUGCUCGUAACAUACCUGGCUACCCUCCUUCCCACUCCCAAUACGAUCUUAGCGCUGAUUGAGACAACAGGAAAUCUGCUGGCUACGAAUCGAGAUAACUUGCAAGUGAACGGUGCUGGCACGGGUCCUGCUCACAUCAUUGAUGUCCGGCAGUCCGAUCUCCAGACCGCGGCCAAGCUCAUGCUCGCUCGCCACCAGAACUGGACCCUGGUCCCAGCAUCCCACAACGAACGCGUCUCUAUGCCGGACAAACGCACCCUCAUCGUUACCCUGAAGCGGAUCACGGACAGCCGCGGUCUAGACAUGAUCCUCUUCAUCGUCAUCCCGGAGGAUGAUCUACUGGGCCAGCUGAAGACCAAGAUCAACUCAGCGAUCGUGACGGGGGUGGUCGUCACCGCUGCAAUGCUUCUCAUCGCGUGUGCGAUGAGCUACUUCAUUACGUUGCCGUUAAAGACGCUGAUUCGGGGAAUGCAAGCGGCCUCCAACUUCGACUUCUCCGAAUUACGGAAACCUGGCCAAACCAUUACCACCUCGGUUCUGGCGGAACUGGGAACCCUUCAAGGAACAUUCACCCGACUAUCGGAAACAAUGUCAAAGGCCGUCGAUCAGAACCGGAACCUCGUCAACAACAUGGUGCGCCAGCGGUCGCAAGCAAGUGAUAACCCAGUGUCGCCAACACGAGUGGCACAACGAGAAGCAACAGGGACGACGAGUUCCUCGGGAAACCGGACGACGAAGAGAGAGUCGACUGGCCGAAGUUGAGAUUGAGAUUACAGGGUCCCGUCCAUGAUGCGCUGAGAUGUGUAAAUAGAGGCGGGUUGAAUAUUGUUGUUGUACUGUACUGUAUGUAUACAGCCGUCCGAUGUUACUGUAUUUCGUACUUUUCGUAUGUGUCUUGGGGGAUUUCCGUCGACGUCCGCUUCUGAACAACCAUGUAGGUUGUAUUCGAC
Fimicolochytrium jonesii is the source of this 1786-nucleotide messenger RNA. RefSeq lists its product as uncharacterized. The transcript is spliced from 14 exons. Lineage: Eukaryota; Fungi; Chytridiomycota; Chytridiomycetes; Spizellomycetales; Powellomycetaceae. The coding region runs from base 75 to 1598 and encodes 507 amino acids. The record is from RefSeq and is a predicted model, not a curated record.